This is a messenger RNA of Sporothrix brasiliensis 5110, 1422 nucleotides long. Its product is annotated as bsd domain containing protein. Bases 1 to 1422 code for a protein of 473 amino acids. The record is from RefSeq and is a predicted model, not a curated record. NCBI's taxonomy places the organism in Eukaryota, Fungi, Ascomycota, Sordariomycetes, Ophiostomatales, Ophiostomataceae. The transcript is spliced from 3 exons. Gene Ontology annotation, cellular component: cytoplasm.
AUGGAUCUCGCCUACGACGAGAUUACCAGGGAGUCGCUUCCCGAAGACGGUGAGGGCCGGGACCACUCCCGCGACCAGCCACCGGCAACAAUCAACGAGGAUCUCCAGGCUGCCGUCUCGGCGCUCAGCCCGUGGGCCACCCGGAUCGGCGGCUUCUUUGGCAACGUCGUCAAGCAGGGCGGCUCGGUUGUCCGUGAAGCCCAGCUCGAGGUUACGGCCCUCGGCCAAGACGCAUCCAAGGGCCUGACCGGCCUCCGCGACACCCUCGUCAGCCACACACGCAACCUAUCCCUUGUCACGGGCCCAGCAGGUGCCGGGGGCAACGGAGAAGGGUCCUCGCCGGCCGCUGCGGCAGGCGCCUCCGAAGGGACACCCACUGCGACGGACGGCGCGGCCGCUGGCGGACAGGAUGAAACGGUCCUGACCAAAAUCAAGGGCGAGGCCGCCAAGCGGCUGCGUGACCUGCAGCGGGCGGAAGACGCCGCCGACGAGGCGCUGAUCAAGUUUGGCACGGGCCUGCGCGACUUCUUGCGCGAGGCCAUCACAAUUGCGCCGCCAACAGCCGGCGCGUCUGCCGCGGGCGGCAGCGGUUCCAACACGGCAGGCAGCACGGUGCUCUUUGAGAGUAAGGACGCCCAAGGCAAGCGCGUGAUCCAUACGUCGCGGUUCGACGCGCAGCUGCACGUCAUCCACACGAGCCCGGACAGCUUCGCCAAGGAUCCGUCGGGCGGCGACGAGUUUGCGGCGUUUGCCAAGACAUUCAACAUCGACUCGAAGACGGCAGACAUUGCGAGCGACCUGAACAAGUACCCGGAGCUGCGCGCCACGAUGGAGAAGCUGGUGCCGGCCACGGUCCCCUAUGCCGACUUCUGGAAGCGCUACUACUUUUUGCGCCGCGGCAUUGAGACCGCCGAAGCGCGCCGCCGGGAUCUCCUCAAGGCUGCCUCCGCUGAGGAGGAAGUCGCAUGGGACGAAGACUCGGACGAAGAGGACUCGGAUGAAGACUCAGAUGAGGACUCGGACGAGGACGAGUCCGACACCGAAUCCGAGGAGACCAAGGCUACCGGAAAGGCUAUCGGCAAGGCCCCGGCAAGGGCCCCCGCAAAGGCCCCGGCAAAGGCCCCGGCAAGGGCCCCGGCAAAGGCCCCCGCCAAGCAGACCGGCUCCGCCGAAUCCUCCAAGACCCUUCAACCGCCCAAGAAGACGACGACGAAAGCGACCGCCACGAAGAAGGUUUCCUCGACACCGUCCGUGGACGGCCUUUUGAAGCCCAGCGCCUCGCCGCGUAAGUCGGACGAGAAGUCCGUGGCCGAUAGCGAGGCCAGCUACGACAUUGUCGGCGCCAAGUCGGGUGCCCCCAGCCAAGCGCCCAACAGCCCGCAGCGGGUCGAGGAGGACAGCGAAGAGGAGGACUGGGAGUAA